Messenger RNA from Brassica rapa (field mustard), 2700 nucleotides. RefSeq names its product E3 ubiquitin-protein ligase ATL4-like. Gene Ontology annotation, biological process: protein ubiquitination. Lineage: Eukaryota; Viridiplantae; Streptophyta; Magnoliopsida; Brassicales; Brassicaceae. The record is from RefSeq and is a predicted model, not a curated record.
ACAUAUAUGUGAAUUUUGAUCCAGAAAUUCAACUAACUCCUAAGAAUAUAUGUGGUUUUCUUGUCUAAAAAUUGAUAUUUUAUAUUUUUAAUGACUGGGAUAGUAUAAAUUUGUAGGUCCGCAUCUUCUAAAACAAGAUUUAUAUCAUAUAAUUUGAUUCUCAGUUGAAAAACAUAUUUUCAAUCAAAUUUGAAUAUGUAACCUCCAAAAUGCUUGUUAAAUAAUCAAGGAUUUUAACCAUUAAACCACCUCAUCGUUCAUAAAUAUUUUAAUAUGAUUAGAUUUAGAUGACUUAUCAUUCUUAACAAAUUGUAGUACUUUACGCCAUUUAAACCGGUUUACUUUUCUUGGAGCUUGAUUUCGUUCACGCAACGAGACAAACCUUUUCCGGGUUCUAUUUCAUAAAUAAGAACCUCGGAUUUUGUAACACUUGGCCGCAGAAACUACUAAUGGAUAUCGGAAAAGGACAGUGUGAAGAAUAAUCAUAGCAUAUGUGAUAUAUGUGUUUUAUAUAUAAAGCCACAUAAAGUUAAAACAAUAAUCAUAAGAAUCGGGUAAAAAUGUCAAAAAGGGUAUCGAUCUGUUCUUAGGCUCAACAAGGUAAGCAUAAUGGAAAGACUCGAGAAAUGAUACCAAAACCUCCAAAUAAAAAGAAAAGACAAGAUAACUGUAUCCACUAAGAAAAACAUAUAUCCUCAAACAAUCAAUUGAGUCAAUUCACCACUAUAACAGGUUUUUUUUUAAACACAUUUCAUUCAUUAAAGCUCUUAAACAGAGUUGGUUAAACACAUUUCACCACUAUAACAGGUUAAAUUACUAAUGUAGGUGUAAAAAAUCUCUAAUUUAUUAAUAUUUUUAAAUCCAAAUGAUAUGAUAUGAUAGAUGAAAUUUUAUUCUAAUUUAUCUCUAUCUAUUUUUUAAAAUAAUAAUAAUUAUUUUUCCUUUAAAUAUAAAAUAGCAUUUUAUGGUAUAACAAACGAUAUAUGAUUUCACAGAUAUACAUUAAAGUAAUUUUUACAUCUUUUAUAGAACUCUUUUUGGUUAAAUAAAAAAAUAAAAAAAUAUCUUAGAGAAGGUCUAAUAUUGUUCUUGCUAGCAAUUACAUAAAACACGUUUAUGUAUAAAUAGAUUUUUGAAAUUUCUCACGUCUAACAUUAUCAGCGAAAUUAGCCAUUUGUAAAUUUAUCAGUAAAUAAGUAUGCCCAGCUACCUCAAUGUUUACACAAAUACCUGUCUCUUUCUACCUUGAUAAUCUUAGUAUAACCUUAGAAUAGUGGUGGAGAAAAUACAAAUACAUUGAAAGCUAGUACUAGUAGGCCAUUGAUUUGAUUUAACUUUAUGGUAUUAAAUAUCGACAGUUAGAGUUGGUUCGGUGAAAUUUAUUUCUCUGUCUCUCUCUCUCCCAGCGUCCCACCCUUCUUUAUAAAUCUUUCCUCCACCAUGACUUUCUCACGUGCCCUCCUCCUCCUUUCUUCUUCUUUCCACCACCACCGCCAUUAAUACAAACACUCUCCUCUUCUUCUUCUCCCUCUCUCUCUCAUCAAUGGAGUCUCUCAUCGACCCUAGCCAUGGCGAUUCUCACUCUUCAUCUCUCGACAGUCUCAAACCUAGUGUCUUAGUCAUCAUCCUCAUCCUCCUCAUGACUCUCCUCAUCUCCGUCUCCAUCUGCUUCCUCCUCCGUUGCCUCAACCGCUGUAGCAGCCACCACUCUUCUCUCUCUCCCUCCUCCUCCACCGAGUCACUCCGAUUCUCUAACCGCCGAGUCUCUCCCGAAACGGAACGUUCCUCGGUGCUCGACUCGCUCCCGGUUUUCAAAUUCUCCUCCGUCACUCGCCGAUCUAGCGCCUCUAACUCCAGCGACUGCGCCGUUUGUUUGUCCAGGUUCGAGCCGGACGAUCAGCUCCGUCUUCUUCCUCUCUGCUGCCACGCGUUCCACGCUGAUUGCAUCGAUAUCUGGCUCGUGUCGAAUCAAACGUGUCCUCUCUGUCGUUCUCCUCUCUUCGCGUCGGAGUCUGAUCUCAUGAAGGCGCUUAACACCUCCGCGUCUCUCGGAAACAACAACGGCGGAGGAGGAGGAGAAGGAGGAGGAGAUAACAGUUUCCGUCUCGAAAUCGGAUCUAUCAGCCGCCGCAACAAUCCGACUCCGGAAUCCGGCGACCAGCACCGGUCUUACUCCAUCGGCUCGUUUGAUUACGUAGUCGACGACGUGGAAUCCGAAAUCUCCGAGUCAAACUUCAACAAUAGAAACGCGUCGCGAAAACAGGAAGACGCGACUGCGACUGCGGUUGCGGUUACGACGUCGGAUGAUUCUAACGCGGCGUUUGAAGCGAGUUUGGCGGGGGAGAUAGGUAACGAGGGUUCAAGAAGCUGGCUCAAGGAUUACGUGGACAGACUCUCGCGUGGCGUUUCGUCUCGUGCGAUGUCGUUUAGAAGCUCCGGGAGAUUUUUUACCGGGAGUAGUAGGCGGAGCGAUGAAAUGGCGGUGGUGGAUAUAGAAGCGAAUCAUGCUGGAGAGGAGAUAAGUGAGCUUUUCCGGUGGCUUUCAGGUGUGUGAUUAUUGAGUGAGACUCACGUUUCAUACAUUCACUUGGGUCUGUACAUAUGAACAGUGUCUGACGACUUUUCUUCAGUUACGGAUAUUUUUUUGGUUUGGUUUUUUGCCAUUUUCCAGUCAUAUAUAAGAGAUGGAUUUUCUAAUCA